CCAAUGCAGAAUAGUAUCAGAGUGAGGGAGGCAGAGAUACCUCAUCACAGUAUAUAGAGACCCUGGAAGAGUGCUGAGCACAGCAUCAGUCACCGCUCUACAGUAGAUCAUAUGCGGAUACUGGACAACACAGAGCCCCCGACACUUCCAUAAUUCUCAUCUCUGCAGCUCAACAACUUUUGCCAUUUAACGCAAAGUUCGGAAGGACUGAGUAAAGUAACACAAACUGUGAGUUCUCCCAUCAUCUACAUUUUCUCGCAGUAACCUGGAGAAAUACUCAGGGUCCUACCUACAGACAUCGAUCAAAGUGCAGAAGUAAGGAUGUUGCUGUCUUAUUGGUACAUCUCUUUACUUCUCAUGCCAGUCUGCUUGAGGUCCCAGAAAUUACCAACUAGGGAUGAAGAAUUAUUUCAAAUGCAGAUACGAGACAAAGCCAUUUUCCAUGAUUCGUCGGUUGUUCCUGACGGAGCUGAAAUCAGCGGCUAUCUCUUCAGAGACAAUCCUAAAAGAUACUUCUUUGUAGUGGAGGAAGAUAAUACACCCCUGUCGGUUAUCGUCACACCAUGUGAUGCACCACUGGAGUGGAAAUUGACUCUACAGGAACUUCCUGAAGAAGCUAGUGGAGAAGGAUCAGGUGAACCUGAAUCACUUGAGCAGCAAAAACAACAGUUAAUGAAUGAAGAAGGCACGGAAUUAUUCUCGUAUAAAGGCAAUGAUGUGGAAUAUUUUGUGUCAUCAAGUUCACCAGCUGGCUUGUAUCAACUGGAGUUGGUUUCAACAGAAAAAGACACUCAUUUCAAAGUUUAUGCUACAACAACACCAGAAUCGGAUCAGCCUUACCCUGAACUACCUUAUGAUCCGAGAGUUGAUGUGACUUCACUCGGGCGUACAACGGUAACAUUAGCAUGGAAGCCUACACCAACAUCAUCUGUUCUGAAACAACCAAUCCAAUAUUGUGUUGUCAUCAACAAGGAACACAAUUUUAAAAGCAUUUGUGCUGUUGAAGCUAAACUUAAUGCAGAUGAUGCGUUCAUGAUGGCCCCAAAGCCUGGUCUAGAUUUCAGCCCUUUUGACUUUGCCCACUUUGGUUUCUCUUCAAACAACGCUGGAAAGGAUAGAAGUUUUAUGCCAAAAAAUCCUAAUGCAAAGUCGUUAAGGCAAAUAACUGCAAAACCCAACGUGGAUAUUCAGAAGGUUUGCAUUGGAAACAAAAACAUCUUCACAAUCUCUGACCUGAAGCCUGAUACUCAAUACUACUUUGAUGUUUUUGCGGUUAAUACUGGCACAAAUAUGAGCACUGCUUACGUUGGAACAUUUGCUCGAACCAAAGAAGAAGCAAAACAAAAAACACUAGAGCUAAAGGAUGGUAAAGUUACUGAUGUGUUCAUUAAAAGAAAGGGUGCCAAGUUUUUAAGGUUUGCCCCAGUUUCAUCUCACCAAAAGGUAACAUUUUCUGUCCAUUCUUGCUUGGAUGCCAUCCAAAUUCAAGUCAGAAGAGAUGGAAAACUACUUUUGUCACAAAGUGUGGAGGGUGUACGUCAGUUCCAGUUAAGAGGAAAACCAAAAGCAAAAUAUCUAAUUAGACUCAAAGGAAGUAAAAAAGGAGCAUCAAUGUUAAAGAUUCUAGCAACAUCCAAAUUUAAUAAACAGCCAUUCCCUUCUCUUCCCGAAGAUACAAGAAUCAAAGCCUUUGACAAACUACGCACAUGCUCUUCCGUGACCAUAGCAUGGUUGGGCACACAAGAAAGAAACAAAUUUUGUGUGUACAAAAAAGAAGUGGAUGACGACUACAAUGAAGAGCAUAAGAAGAGAGAACAAAAUCAGUGCUUGGGUCCAGACACGAGAAAGAAGUCAGAUAAAGUUCUCUGUAAAUACUUCCACAGCCAAAAUCUCCAAAAGGCAGUCACCACAGAGACAAUUAAAGGACUGCUGCCAGGCAAGACUUACAUGUUGGAUGUUUAUGUCAUGGGUCACGGAGGCCACUCAGUCAAAUAUCAAAGUAAAGUCGUAAAAACAAGAAAGUUUUGUUAGAAUCCUUAUGAACGUUCACAUGAAGCACAUUCCUACAGUUAAAAAUAACGUCUUGUGGAGCUUGGCAGCGGUGGCUUGACAUGUACAGUAGAACUGUGUAGAGCGGUAUCACCUUGUGUAAUACACGUACAAGCUAAAACCGCUAAAAAAAAGUGUCAGAUGGUUGUCAUUGUUAUGUUCUCGGUGCACCAGACCCGAUGCAAACCAGAUGAAAUGAUUAAACGGCAGGAUUUGGAAAACUUAAUAGAAACAACUUCAAUUGCUUCCUGUUCUGCAUGAACUGUUUUUAAAUUAUUUUACGAUAUUCAAACAACUGUGGCAGUCAUAUAACUGUCUUCCUAAUUAUAAAAAAAAUACUAGAGAGGAUAGACUAUCUGUAAAUUAUUUUAUAAAGUCCUAUAAUGUCUGAAAUGUUUAUGUUUUAUCACUGUAAAGUAUCAAAUCAUUUCGUAUUCCAUACAGAUUGAAUUAAAAAAAAAAAAUAACCUUUUUAGUGUCACAGGGAUGCAAGGUCAUACCUCAUAGCAUUAAAAAAGGUUAACACGACUUAACCCUUGUUCAUUCCUUGACUAUUGUACAUUCUGACUAGGUUGGAUUAUUUUUUAAAUAUGUAUUGUAUGUAUAAAGUCGUCACACCUAUAUUCCUGUACAUAUAAAAUUAAAAAUAUGAGAUUAUAUAUUUCUUCUGUUUACUCAGUGUUUAAAUAAAUAAAUGAAGAACUGUGACUUUUGUAUCUAAUAA
This is a messenger RNA of Spea bombifrons (plains spadefoot toad), 2773 nucleotides long. It is a transcript of the gene NDNF, whose product is annotated as neuron derived neurotrophic factor. Lineage: Eukaryota; Metazoa; Chordata; Amphibia; Anura; Pelobatidae. Bases 322 to 2031 code for a protein of 569 amino acids. The record is from RefSeq and is a predicted model, not a curated record. Gene Ontology annotation, molecular function: protein binding. Gene Ontology annotation, biological process: extracellular matrix organization. The transcript has 4 exons.